UAUCAUCCAAAAGGUGCUAGAAUAGAUGUUUCCAUCAACGAAUGUUAUGAUGGGUCAUAUGCAGGAAAUCCUCAGGAUAUCCAUCGUCAGCCAGGUUUUGCAUUCAGUCGAAAUGGACCUGUCAAAAGGACACCAAUCACACACAUAUUGGUGUGCAGACCGAAGCGUACAAAAGCCAGCAUGUCGGAGUUCCUGGAAUCUGAAGAUGGAGAGGUAGAACAGCAGAGAACAUAUAGCAGUGGUCACAAUCGUCUGUAUUUCCAUAGUGAUACUUGCUUGCCUUUGAGACCCCAAGAAAUGGAAGUGGAUAGUGAAGAUGAGAAAGAUCCAGAAUGGCUGAGAGAGAAAACUAUAACACAAAUUGAGGAAUUCUCAGAUGUCAAUGAAGGAGAGAAAGAAGUAAUGAAACUAUGGAAUUUACAUGUCAUGAAGCAUGGGUUUAUUGCAGACAAUCAGAUGAAUAAUGCUUGCAUGCUCUUUGUGGAAAAUUUUGGUCCUACAAUAAUUAAGAAAAAUCUUUGUCAAAACUUCAUGCUUCACUUGGUAAGCAUGCAUGACUUUAAUCUUAUUAGCGUAUCGACUAUAGACAAAGCAGUAUCCAAACUUCAUGAUAUGCAGUAUAAAUCUGAGAAAGGUGAAUCGGCUGUUUCCAUUUUUGAGGAGAUAACAGAAGAACAGUAUGGGGCUGCAAAUGGAUUUAGUGAAACCAAUGGAAGAGAUCGAGCUCUGGAAAACGACAGUAUCUCAGGGAUAACAAAACAGAAUAAAAGGCAAAAGCUAUAAAGCAAGAAAAGUUUUGUAUGCGCGAUAUAAAAACAUGCUCAUGGAUCAGAGAAUCAAAGCCUUGUGGAAGGCUGAGAAGAUCUGAAGAUUCAAACAGGUGCUGUUGGAGGAAUAAGUGUAAAUCAAGAAUGCAGCUCUGAUUUUGCUCAUUCAAAUACUUUUUGUAAAUUGGUUUGUAAUUAUGGAAAAUAUUAUGAAUUUCAGCAUGAAGAGCAAUACUUAAUAAACUUUUGUAACUUUUAGUAUCUAGGAUCUUCUACAGAGUAUAUCAAGAUAAUUUAAAAUGUAAAAUUGUUUAAUAUUACGUUAUUUACUUUUUAUUCCCAUUACCAUGCAGAGUCGUGUUUUUUGUGAGGGGGAUACAAGACCUAAUGCCAAUAAAACAAACAAAAAAAAUGUAUAUUUGGUUUUCAUAAACUUAUUUUGCUUCCAAUUUGCCUUAUUGAUCUUUUAACCAUGUGUUUCCAGUCCUUGUUCACAAGUAUCCCUUAUAUACCACAUGCUGGGUUGUAUUAUAUAUCUGCUUCAUUAAUGGUGUAAUUGAGUUUUGACGGCGCGCAACCUGUGUACCAAGUAUACACCUUAUCUAUUGGUUUGUUGGCUGAUGUUUGAAGUCCAGGGCUAACAGACAUUUAGGAUCAAAUAGCACUUCUUUCUUUUGUGCCUGUUUGCACAGAUGUGUAUGUAUAGCUUUUUUAUAUACAUAACACACAUUUUAAUACAAUCUUUGGAUUUUCUUUUCUUUUAAGCUUAACUGUUUUUUUUCUGAACAGAUCAAUUAAUGAAGAUGCUCUAUAUAAAGUGCUGCCCAACAAUAUGAUGAACAAAGUAGAUCCCAACGUUGCUUCAUAAGAUUCAUUUGAUGCUCAUUAUAUUUUGUCCCAAAUGUUUUUUCUGUUGUACAUAUUCAGCAUGGGUCUGAGCCUCUAAAAUAAAGAUGCUGCUAGCAGUGGAUAUACAAACUAAGGUCUAUAUAAUAUUCCAGAUGGAAACUUAAAAGGUAGCAAAUGAAAAUCUCAUUUAGAGUCUAUGGAGAAUUAGUGCUACUAUACUAUAGGUUUUUUUAAGCCUUUCAUUUGGAACAUGGUUAUAGCCCUAAGUUUUGAAAGCAACAUUAUCUUUUCUUGUAUUUAAAAUAUCUUACUGUAACAAAUGUUCAAUGUCCUUUUAAUUCCUAUUUUAUCUGUUCAAGAAACCUUUUUUUUUUUUUUUUUUUUUAAACCCAAGUUUGUGUUGCUAUUUGUAUUGAAAAUGCACUGUAACAUUGUUUAUGAAGCUUUUGGGGGGUUUAUGUGGUGUUCUGUGUGUUGCAUCACUUUAAAUAAUUUUCUAGUGUAAAAAUAAAAUACUUAUUCAUAAUAAAUUCCUAUUUCUUACAUAUGUGUUUAACCCACGCAAAAGGUCAGUAUGCUCCAUGCCCCUCUAAUGGGAUGUUGUGGGUGGCGCUUAGGGUAUAUGGAUGGAAGCAGCUCCCUGAUAGGCUUACCAUUCACGUAUUUAUCUGUAGCUGCAUAUGAAUAGUGUUUAACUAAUUGUAUGUCUUAAACACGUAGUAAGAUUUUAUUUUUUAUUCCCUUAGGAAAUCAUUACAUUUUUACACUAGAAUGUCUAAGGUUUUACUCAAAAGCAGUUUGUUGCUGAAAAAAAACACAUUUUUUUUGUAUGUUUACAUUUUUUUUCCAUUAUUUUAUUGGAAGUGGUAUGCAAUCUUAAGCUUUUGUAAAUGUUUUUACCCACUAAGCACUGCAGUCUGAAUACUUCACCUCAUUUUUUCUUAAGAUGUUUUCAGAUUUUUUUUUAUAUAUAUAUAUUUAUAUUGGAACAAUGCUGCUCUAGAUACAGGUAUUUUGUUUUCCUUAUUUACAUUUCAAUCAACUUUGAAACCCAGCAUCAGUUUUCUCUUUAAAAUAUCUAGCAUUUAUAAUAGACUUCAGAGAUUUAUACAGUUGUACAUACAUUUGUAUAUUAAGUGUGAAGCUAUUUAAUAACAGUGACUAUGAUUUUUAUUUUUCCAUCUACUGUUCAGUUUUUUUGUGCAAGAAAAAAUUAAAUAGGAAAUUAUAGUUUUCAUGUGGAUUCCCCCAACCCUCCCCCCCCCCCCCCCAAAUAAUUCUCUCGUCAUGCUCUGAAACUUUAUGGCUUUAACACUCUUCUGGUAGAGCUGCAACAAAAUACGUUAUUCAGCAAAGGGGUAUAUGUAAGGUUAAUGUAGUCUUUCAGCUUCUUUCAUUUCUUAACCAGUUUUUUUAUAUACUUAAAGGCUGGCAUUGUUUUGCACAAGGUAUGGUGACAGUGAUUCUUUCCCUUAAAGAUUGAUCAUAUAAUUAACUUUGUCCAUUUAACUUUUGUCAUGUCAGUUUCUAAUAAAAGAUUAAAAGAAAAA
Bombina bombina (fire-bellied toad) is the source of this 3166-nucleotide messenger RNA. RefSeq names its product polycomb protein SUZ12. The record is from RefSeq and is a predicted model, not a curated record. Lineage: Eukaryota; Metazoa; Chordata; Amphibia; Anura; Bombinatoridae. Gene Ontology annotation, cellular component: ESC/E(Z) complex; nucleus. Gene Ontology annotation, molecular function: chromatin DNA binding.